Molecule: messenger RNA, 1101 nt
Organism: Trichoderma atroviride IMI 206040
Lineage: Eukaryota; Fungi; Ascomycota; Sordariomycetes; Hypocreales; Hypocreaceae
Molecular function (GO): oxidoreductase activity, acting on the CH-OH group of donors, NAD or NADP as acceptor
Source: RefSeq, a predicted model, not a curated record
AUGCCGAUACACCAGGGCAUCCUCCCUCGCGAAGGCUUUUGUGCAGACGUGAUUCUAAAGCUCAUCCGCAGAACCCUUCUCAACCCAAACCUCCUGCUACCCUUGGUUCUUCUCGCUCGCUUUACCAAAAAGGGCCAGGACCUCUCGAUUCUACACCCCAAAGCAGCGCGAUGGUUGCGUAAGCUCUUCUACAUCGCCGUAGCGCGUGGAGUCGGCCGUUGGCUCUCAGACAAGGUCCGAAACAACUGGGUCAACGACAAGUAUGACUGGUCAAAGGAGAUUGUGCUCAUCACAGGCGGUUCCACGGGCAUCGGCGCCUUCAUAGUGAAGCUCUUGGACGAGAUGAAAGUCACGGUCGUGGUGCUAGACGUGCAGAAGAUGACAUAUGCGGCCUCUUCGAGAGUCCACCACUUCUAUUGCGACGUCAGGUCGCCAGAGAACGUGGUUGCUGUUGCUGAGAAAGUAAAAAGUCAAGUCGGCCACCCCAGUAUCAUCAUCAACAACGCUGGUGUCGUCCGCGGCAAGACUAUUCUAGAUGCCACGCCAGCAGAUGUCAGACUUACGUUUGAUGUCAAUGCGUUGGCCCAUUAUUGGGUUGUCCAGGCAUUCUUACCGCAUAUCGUGGCCCAGAAUCAUGGCAUGGUCGUAACGAUGGCGUCUUAUGCCUCGUGGCUUACAAUUCCCAACAUGGUAGACUACGGUGCAACCAAGGCCGCAGCCAUGGCAUUCCAUGAGGGUCUUUCAGCUGAGUUGAAGACCCGAUACAACGCUCCCAGGGUCCGCACAGUAAUAGUCCAUCCUGGAGCGACCAACACGGAACUCUUCACCGGCUUCAAACAGGGAGCACCUUUUUUGAUGCCCCAUCAAGAGCCCGAGUCCAUUGCCGAGGCAGUAGUCAAGCAGAUCCUGAGCGGUCGCAGUGGUCAGAUCAUUCUGCCAGAAACUGGAGGGAUAUGGCCCUCCUUGCGAUCCCAGCCGGAUUGGUAUUCGUUUCGGGUCCGCAGCAAAGCCCAGACCGGCAUGUUGAACUUUGACGGGCGGCAGAUAAUCGAGGACCCAACUACAGCUGCUGCUCCUUUCAAGUCCAUCGGCAGCAGCUAG